This is a messenger RNA of Larimichthys crocea (large yellow croaker), 3338 nucleotides long. RefSeq names its product peroxisomal biogenesis factor 6 (gene pex6). Gene Ontology annotation, biological process: protein import into peroxisome matrix. The coding region runs from base 45 to 3239 and encodes 1064 amino acids. Gene Ontology annotation, cellular component: peroxisomal membrane; cytosol. Gene Ontology annotation, molecular function: ATP binding; ATP hydrolysis activity. The transcript is spliced from 18 exons. The record is from RefSeq and is a predicted model, not a curated record. NCBI's taxonomy places the organism in Eukaryota, Metazoa, Chordata, Actinopteri, Sciaenidae.
CUGGCAGGGGGCGGUGACGUCACGCCGGAAGCCACAGUGCGGUGAUGACGCAGGCCAACAUGGAGGCGCAGGUGGAGCUGUGGCGCGCGGACAGGUUUCCGGCUCACCUGAGUCCUCUGGACGUGUUCGUGUUCAGGUCUCAGCUGGACUUCGUGUUCCGCAGUGACGCCGACCCGCCGACCGUCCUCUUCACCCCGCAGCGGCCGCCGCACGGCCCCGGCAGGCCGGGCAUUCUGCUGCGCGUUCACCCGGCCCCCGAGGAGCAGACAGCGGACUGGGCCGGAGCGGAGUCCCGGAGCCGGGUCCGGAUCUUCACCAGCCGCUUCUUCAUGCGACACCACGGGCUGCAGCGGCUCGGCAGCACGGGCACUGUCCGGGCUCUGCAGCCGGUCGACCUGGACCGGGUGGUGCUGGGAGCCCGCAGCAGGCAGAGCCUCCGCUGGACCGGAUCCGAGCCGCUCACCGGCGGGCUGCUGGAGCUCUGUGGCCCGGGACAGUGGCUGCUGGCCCGGCAAGGAGACCCGCUGCUGCUGCCCCGGCACCCGCUGCAGGGAGAGGACCCGGGACAGGUGCAGCAGCAGCUGUUGGAGCUGCUGGUUUUGGACUGCAGUCCUGUCACGCAGGGCCGGAUCACCGCAGACACGGCUCUGGUUCUUACGGACUGCUGGGACUCGGUGGACACCCCGGCAGCCGGGCCGCCCUGCCGGCCGCUCACGCUCUGCGUGUCGGACUUCGCUCACUACGCCGACGGCCUCGGAGCGGGCCGGUCUCUGCUGGACAGCAGGGCGCUGCUGGGCUCGGGGCUGUCCGGCGUCCUGCAGGCGCUGGAGUGCCGGCUGGACGUACGCGUGGUGGACGCUCGGAGCUGGGUCGGGGUCAGAGGUCAGCGGGGCGCUGCCGUGGACCUGGACAGCUGUGUGCUGGUGAGCAAACAGCUGAUCCUCCGGCUCGGCCUGUUUAACCACGAGUGGGUGAAGCUGUCGAGGCCGAGCGGGGUCUGCAGAGAGCGGUUGGUGUCGGUGCUGGUGGUGGAACCGACACCAAGCCUGGACCUGCAGAACCAGAACCUGCAGAACCAGAACCUGCAGAACCAGAACCUGCAGAACCAGGACGAGGUGGGUCUGAUAUCAGCGACGCUGUGGUUCAACAUGACGGACGGAGACGAGAUCCCUGAGAAGACCUGCACACUGAGGGUCAAGAGGUGGAGACCUCCUGCGGCGCCCGGCGGUGACACUUCCUGUCGCUCUGACACUUCCUGUCGCUCUGCUUCGCCGCCGUUUGCCAGCGAGCUUCACGUCGCGCCCGUCGCGUCUCCGCUGACGACCAACGUGAGCGUGUGCGACGGCGUGCUGUCUGAACACUUCAACACGCCGAGGCUGGUCGCCCUCGGAGACGUCCUGACGGUUCCAGCUGAAAACCAUCCGGACCUGCUGGAGUCCAGGUCAGAGGGAGUCCUCAGGUGUGCGGCGCUGUUCUUCAGGGUGCAGAAGGUGUGUCCGUCUGCAGGAGGAGAAGAAGACGGAGCUCCUCACCUGGCCGACAGACUGCACACCUCGCUCUACAUGCGAGCGUCCACCCACAGCGCCGUCCCGUGCUGCCCCGUGGACGGAGCGUCUCUGUGGAGCGGCCUGUCGCCUCCUGGACUCAACAAGACCGUCGAGCUCCUCUGCAGGAUCGUCCUGCCGCACUUGCGGUACAGCGGCUCUCUGUCCGGAUGCACCGUCCUCCUUCACGGCCCUGCAGGAAGCGGUAAAGUGGCGGCGGUGAGCGCGGCGAGCCGCAGACUGAACCUCCACCUGCUGAAGGUGGACUGUGUGAGUCUGUGCGCGGACUCUCCUGCAGCCUCGGAGGUGAAGCUGGCGGCGGCGUUUCAGCGAGCGGACGCCGUGCGGCCGUGCGUGCUGCUGCUCAGGAACCUGCAGCUCCUCCUCCGCCCUAGAGGAGGCGCCGAGGAGGACGGCAGGGUCCCCGCCGUGCUCCGCCAGCUGCUCCACAGCGCCCCCAGCAGUGUGGUCGUCGUGGCGACGGUCUGCAGACCGCGGACUCUGUCUGCCAGUGUCGUGGCGGCGUUCGUCCACCAGGUGGAGCUAGAGAGUCCCACCGAGGAGCAGCGGCGCUCCAUGCUCACCAGCCUGAGCCGAGACCUCCUGCUGGGCCAGGACGUCAGCCUGGACCGGCUCGCCAAACUUACCACGGGUUUUGUGUUGGGGGACCUCGUGGCUCUCCUCGUUGCAGCUGGUCGCUCCUCCUGCAGGAGGCUGAUUCUCAGCUGUGCUGGUCAGCAGGAGGCGGAGCUUUGCUCCAGCGGAGCGACCAUCACGAACCAGGACUUCACCUCGGCCCUGCAGGCCCUGCAGGAGGCACAGUCCACGUCCAUCGGAGCCCCGCAGAUCCCUGAUGUGCGCUGGGAGGACGUUGGAGGUCUUCAGCAGGUGAAGAAGGAGGUCCUGGACACAGUCCAGCUUCCUCUGCAGCGUCCAGAACUUCUGUCUCUGGACCUGAACCGGACUGGAGUCCUGCUGUACGGACCGCCGGGGACAGGAAAAACUCUGCUGGCAAAAGCUGUGGCUACUGAGUGCUCCAUGACCUUCCUCAGUGUUAAAGGUCCGGAGCUCAUCAACAUGUUUGUCGGUCAGAGUGAAGAAAACAUCAGAGAAGUGUUCCACAGAGCGCGCUCAGCUGCUCCCUGCGUCGUCUUCUUUGAUGAACUGGACUCUCUGGCUCCCAGCAGGGGGCGCAGCGGAGACUCUGGUGGGGUGAUAGAUAGGGUUGUGUCUCAGCUGCUCGCUGAGCUCGACGCUCUGAACUCGUCUGUCGGAGUUUUUGUGAUCGGAGCCACAAACCGUCCGGACCUGCUCGACCAAUCACUGCUGAGGCCCGGCAGGUUUGAUAAACUCGUCUUCGUUGGCGUCAGUGAGGACCGAGCGUCUCAGCUGCAGAUUCUACAGGCCGUGCUCAGAAAGUUCCGUCUGGACUCUUCGGUCGACCUGCAGGACGUGUUGGACCGCUGCCCAGGUCACAUGACCGGCGCCGACCUGUACGCUCUCUGCUCAGAUGCCAUGACGGCCGCCAUCAAGAGGAAGCUGGCUCUGAUCGACCAUGGUGUGGACUCAGAGGACUCACCUGUCGUCCUCUCCUCUCAGGAUUUCUCAUCAGCGUUGGAAAACUUCACUCCGUCCGUCUCUGAGUCCGAGCUGCUGCGAUACAGAACCGUCCAACAGAGACUGAGCGCCAAGUAACCAUGACGACGAGCAGUCUAACAAUCAACACUGUAAAUAUGAACGACAAAGAAGAAACUAAUUUAUGUAAUUAAUAAAAAAUAAACCAAUGAAAACAGA